This is a messenger RNA of Haliotis rubra (blacklip abalone), 1673 nucleotides long. Its product is annotated as pre-mRNA-splicing factor 38B-like. Gene Ontology annotation, cellular component: precatalytic spliceosome. Bases 97 to 1458 code for a protein of 453 amino acids. The transcript has 7 exons. NCBI's taxonomy places the organism in Eukaryota, Metazoa, Mollusca, Gastropoda, Lepetellida, Haliotidae. The record is from RefSeq and is a predicted model, not a curated record.
GUUCGUACAAAGGUAUGUCACGAAUAGUGACUCAAUUGAUUUCACACGCAAUUCGUACGUUUAUGAACGGGUACAGAGUAUAGAGAUUGCUGAAUCAUGGCACCCAACAAUGCCCUGCCAGUCUGGGGCAAUGAGAAAACCAUGAACCUGAACACUCUCAUACUGACCAACAUUCAGUCGUCACCAUACUUCAAGGUCAACCUGUUUGAACUGAAGACAUACCAUGAAGUCAUAGAUGAAAUAUACUACAAGGUGAUGCACCUGGAACCGUGGGAGAAAGGCAGUCGGAAGACAGCAGGCCAAACAGGGAUGUGUGGCGGGGUGCGUGGGGUGGGGGCAGGAGGCAUUGUGUCUAGUGCCUAUUGUCUGCUGUACAAACUGUUUACUCUCAAGCUGACCAAGAAACAACUCAUUGGCCUCAUCACCCAUGCUGAUUCUCCCUACAUCCGAGGCCUGGGCUUCAUGUAUAUCAGGGCGGCAAAAGCAGUCAAAGCGCGCUACGUUACUCAACUUCGUGGCUUGUGCGGCGACAAGUGGCACAGUCUGCUGUUGCUGCUGUUGCAGGAGAUUGAUGUCAAAGCAGGUGGAGGACAUGCAAUCACAAUAGGAGAGCUGUGUCGGCAGUACCUGGUGAAGCUGGAGUGGUACUCCACGCUCUUCCCUCGCAUCCCGGUCCCUGUACAGAAGUCCAUCCAGGAGAAGUUGAAGACCCGUCCCGCUCUGCGCCCCGCUGCUGAGGAGACUGAGUUCAUACCCCAUGAGAGGAAUCGAGAGGAGGAUGUGUCGUUCGGUGAGGCUGAACGUGCUGCCAACAGACGAAGUCCUCCAAGAAGACAUAGGUCAAGGUCACCUCGGAGGUCACCUCAUAGACGGCCCUCACCCCGCCGUUCACCAAGACGAUCUCCACAAAGAAGACACUCGCCUCGUAGAAGUUCCCCAAGACAAGAACGAGAGAGGGAUCGGGAGAGGAGGGGUCAAGUGGAUGAUUUUGCAAGGGAACUGGAACGAGAAAAGGAACGGCAGAGGCGCGAGAAAGAAAAGGAUCACAAACGAGAGAAGGAGAGGAGGAAGGAAAAGGAUUCCCAUCGUAGUCGAGAUACCCAAAGUUCUCAUGGCAGGGAUCGGCGAGAGGAAGGCCGAAACAAAGAGAAGAGAAGGUCACACAGUAGAGAACGGCAUGAAAGGUCAAAGAGUCGAGAUAAGUCGCGCAGGUCGCGUAGUCGUGAGAAGCACGAAAAGUCCCACAGCGAAGAUAGAGUAGAGAGAUCUGAAAGGCACAAACAUAGGUCAACUGAUGAGCACAGAGAGAAGCGAAGGUCAAGGUCACGAGAACCCAAAAGGUCAAGGUCAAAAGAGAAGAGUAGGGAUAAGCAUGGCCGAUCUCGGGAAGAUAAGGACAAAGACUCAAAUCGUGAACACAAACGAAAUAGACAUGAUGGUGAAAACGGCGAGUCUUAGUGCCACAAAACUCACUAGGCAUUCACUCCUUUAUCUUCUCAAACGUGCAGCAGUUUGACUGUCCAGUAUAAAUGAAGUUGAGUGUUUUAUCCAGCUCAUUGUUGCCUGUUGAGAUGAGACUGAUUACGUAGAUGGUGGUCAUGAGGUGCUGUAUGUUGCUGCUGUCAUUUUGCUGAUCCACACAUUCUGUUUUGUACAUAAACACAUCAUUUUAU